CAUCUUUUCGUCCCUCGUAUUAGAUCUAGGUUCAGGCUCUUCAAGAAUGGAGAGACUUUCCAACUCACGUGACUUGUUGUUCGCGGUCACCGUCGCUUGCUUGGCGCUCGCCUCGGUCGCCGGGGCCCCCUCGAGGGAGCCCUGCGCUCCCCGCGUGGAAGACUUGCUCCGAGGCAGGCCCUCGUCGGAGUGGAGAAGCCUGGACUUGAGUGUCGCGGAGGAGACGCCUCCCGUUUUCGCGCUCGAUUUGCACUUCCCGUCGAAGGUGGGGAAGUUCGUUUACUUGUGGGUGGAGGCACGAGGUGUGCCCGUCCCGGGCACCUUCGGCCGCUUCCAUGGGAUCGCCGAAGAGAAGAUCUGCGCCGAUGAGGCGCAUUCAAUGUGCAAGGCCGGCCACAAGCACGUCCAGUGGGCGCUUGUGGACAAGCUGGUGAUAUUCUGGGGUGUCCCAACCUUGAAGGAGGCACAGAUGACCUGGGUGCCUGAUUCGAACCUGGACUUGCACGCCGGCGACAUCGUUUUCAAGGCCCUGGCACGAGACAAGGCGAACCAGACUUUCUAUGGGCAGGCCACGGUCAUCGAGCAGAAGCCACUUGCGGUCAAAAGGAGCGCGCCUGAUCAGGAGAAUCCAGGAGAUAUCUACGACGGAUGUGGAACGUUUAAGAGUUGCUUUGGGUGCGUGAGCUCGAGCAGUUGUACGGGGGUCGAUUCCGGUUGCUUGGAGGACAGGUCUUGCGAGGUGGUGGUCUCGUUCGAGAGUGGCGGCAGAGGGGGCGUUUCCGUGCGUCUGCGGGGCGAGAAUUCCCUGGAUCCCGGCUAUGUCGCACUGGCAUUCUCAACCGAUGCAAGGAUGGGUGAAGAUGCAGUAAUCACAUGUGUCAACCAAGGAGGAUCAGUGAAAGUAUCUGGAUCAUAUAAUCCGACCGAACAGAGGACAAAUUUCCAGUUCCCAGCUGGUGAGCAAACGAUGAAUCUGCAAGACGCGAGUGGAAGCUACGCGGACGGACGCAUUUCCUGCAGUUUCCUCCUUGCAUCGGAGACGAACGUGAAGAGCCAUGCCUUGAAUUUCGUCUCGACCGUCCAUUCCCCCCUUCUGGCCGUGGGUUCGGCCGCCUCCGUCGGUCAGUUCCAGCAUCAUUCCAUGAGAACACCUGCAGAACAAACCCAUGAGUUGCUGCAGCAGGAUGAUCCGUAUGCGAAUUGUGGGAAUGAAAAGAUCUGCAUCGGGUGUGAUGCAAGCAAUUUGUGUGUGGAAUCAGGAGAAUGUCUCGACGCCAAAAACUGCAUCAUGUUUUUGUCUUUCAUACCUGCAAAGGAUGGGGAGACUUCUGUCACCAUCACCAUCAUGAGACUGGAUGCUGCAGAGAACACAUAUGUCGCCGUGGGAUUCUCUGGUGAUCAGAGCAUGGGAGAAGAUCAUGUCGUAGAAUGCGUGAAAGGUUCCGGAAGUCCGCAGCUGUACCGAUCAUACAAUGAAGGACCUGGCCUGAACGUCCGUCUUUCCUCAGGAGAAGAUCAUGUCGUAGAAUGCGUGAAAGGUCCCGGAAGUCCGCAGCUGUACCGAUCAUACAAUGAAGGACCUGGCCUGAACGCCCGUCUUUCCUCAGAUCAGCAGGGGCAAGGAGUUUCUUUGAUAUCGGGUUCAUAUGAAGGGGAUAUCUUGAUAUGUGAAUUUACGCACGACUUGGUGACGUCAUCGAACCCCGGUGGAGAGUUGAAAUUGAACACCAACCUCUACCUCCUCCUCGCCAUAGGGAAUACCGAUCCCGAGAAUGUCCUUGGGUACCAUGCAAAUCGAGGGUUUUCUCCAAUUCAGCAUGUCAUGGCACCGCUCUUUCAGAUUGAUCCAUAUGCUGAUUGUGGGAAUGAGAAGAUCUGCAUCGGGUGUGAUGCAAGCAAUUUGUGUGUGGAAUCAGGAGGAUGUCUCGACGCCAAAAACUGCAUCAUGUUUGUGUCUUUCAUACCUGCAAAGGAUGGGGAGACUUCUGUCUCCAUCACCAUCAUGAGACUGCAAGCAAAAGAGAACACAUACGUCGCCAUGGGAUUCUCCACUGAUCAGAGCAUGGAUCAGCAGGGGCAAGGUGUUUCACUAAAUUCGAGCUCGUAUGAAGAUGGUGUCCUGAUGUGUGAAUUUUCCCACGACUUGGUGACAUCAUCGGAUCUCGGCGGAGAGUUGAAUUUGGGAUAUGCCCUCUCCUACCUCCUUCUCGCCAUUGGGAUUACCAGUUCAGAUGCAGAAACUACGCUUAUGGGGCAUACAAAUCGAGGGAGUUCUCCAUUCGAACAUGUCAUGGCACCGCAAGAUCCGUAUGCGGGCUGUGGGGAUGCAAAAGGAUGUCUCGGAUGCGUGGAGAAUCAAUGCGGAGAAUACGGAGGAUGUCUUCAAAACAAAACCUGCGACAAAUUGCUGACUUUCAUCCCCGCCGGAGAGGGGGAGACUUCUUUCACCGUUACCAUCAUGAGAAAGGAAGCUCCAAAGAACACUUAUGUUGCCAUGGGAGUCUCCCUAGAUGUGUACAUGCGUUUACCAACCGUGGAAGAAGUUUACAAUGGAUGUGGUCUUACCAUGGGGUGCUUUGGAUGCAAGGGUCCAAGAUGCGAUUCCACCUGCUUGUCUAGCCGAGAUUGUGAUGGUCUCGUCGCAUACCGAGGCUCUCUAGACAGGACUAAAGUUGCCUUCACUCUUCUUGGCAAAGUUUCGAAUGACAUGGAAUACGUUGCUGCCGGCCUCUCUACCGAUGCCAGAAUGGGACGUGAUGGGGUGGUGGAGUGCGUUCUUGAGGGUGGAAAUGUCAACAUAUACAGAUCCUUCAACAUAGAAAGAGGUGGAAAUAAGAGACUUGCCGAGAGCGAGCAAAAGAUGGGGAUCUGGGGAAGAUCCAGUGUCUUCGAAGAUGGAAUGAUCAAGUGCGGGUUUACUCUUCCUAUUGAGUUUACCUACCAUGACAUGGCAUUCAACCUAAAUUCUACCAAGUAUCAUGUCCUGGUUGCCGCCGGCACUGUCGCAGCAGCAGUGCAGGUCUUGUGUGAGCACCUCGUGGACAGUGCUCUUGCCAACGUCGAGCCCAUCAUCCAGCUCCUGAGCAGUCACUUGCCAGUCUUAUCCACCAGCUCUCGCACCGCUCGACAAGCUCUGGUGUCUGGUGGCAUCAUCACUGCCAGGUAUUUCAAGAAGACUUGGGUCGGUAACCAGGUUUGUAAGAAGGAUAUUUGGUUCACGAUACACCGAGGUUUCAUGGUGACGACCUGGACGCUGACCAUCGUCGGUUUCUUCUGCAUCUUUGCUCAUGCAGACUGGGAAUUACUCGAGAAGCCCCAUCAUCUGGUGGGGAUUGUGUCCGUGGUGUUGUGUUUCAUCCAACCUUUCAUGGCUCUUUUGAGGCCUCAUCCUGGGGAUCCCAAUAGGCCCAUCUUCAACUGGGUUCAUUGGGGAGUUGGUACUACUGCCCAUGGCCUCGCAAUGGCGAACAUAUUUUUGGCGUUCGGCCUCCAGUCCAUCAUUUUCCCAAAUAAAAGCUACAUCGUCAUGGGGUUCUUCGUCGGGAUGUACGUUCUUGCCCAUGUCGUCCUGCAGGACGGUGUGACUUCCACGAGCAUCACUGGUCUCGGUGACAAGCUUAUUUUGGAUGUAUUGAGGCGAGAUUAA
Molecule: messenger RNA, 3646 nt
Organism: Darwinula stevensoni
Lineage: Eukaryota; Metazoa; Arthropoda; Ostracoda; Podocopida; Darwinulidae
Source: the annotation of a GenBank genome assembly